AUGUCGACGACCUAUUUCCACGGCCAUCAUGCGUCAGUCCUUCGUUCGCAUAGUUGGAGAACCGUCGAGAACUCUUGUCCCCAUCUUCUCCCCCACCUUCACGACCCCUCUGCCACAAUCCUAGAUGUCGGGUGUGGGCCUGGAACCAUCAGUGUGGACCUCGCCUCACGCGUACCGCAAGGCUUCGUAUACGCCAUCGACCCCUCGGCCGACGUCAUUGAAAAAGCAAGGAAGCAUGCAGAGGAUAUCGGUGUAAAAAACGUGCGCUUCGAAGUCGGAGACAUAUUCACUUGGGAUCAGCUUGAUGGUGUCAAGGAGGCUGGCUUUGAUAUUGUGCACGCGCACCAAGUGCUACAGCACCUUCAAGACCCUCUAGGCGCGAUGAAAGAGAUGAAGCAGCUCGUAAAGCCUGGUGGUGUGCUUGCAGUGCGCGACUGCAACUACUCGGCCAUGGAUUGGUACCCCGAACUACCAGGCCUGCAGAAGUGGAAGGACAUGUACAUUAAGAUUGCGCAUGGACUGAAAGCCUAUCCCAACAUGGGGAAGACUUUGCACGCUGUGGCUUUGCAGGCAGGCUUUCCUAGGAGUGAUAUCGAUGCCAGCGUUGCAGCCUGGACUUUUAGCACACCAGAGGAGAGGGCAUUCUGGUGUGAUCUUUGGGCUGAGCGUACGAUCAAGAGUGACUUCAAGAAAAGGGCCUUGGACGGUGGAUACGCUACGGAGCAAGAUUUGGAAGACAUCGCAGCGACUUGGCGAGAAUUGGAGAAGAAGGAGGAUGGCUGGUUUGCUGUCAUCAACGGUCAAAUCAUUUGCCAUGUCAGGUAG
This is a messenger RNA of Plenodomus lingam JN3, 825 nucleotides long. RefSeq lists its product as uncharacterized. Lineage: Eukaryota; Fungi; Ascomycota; Dothideomycetes; Pleosporales; Leptosphaeriaceae. The record is from RefSeq and is a predicted model, not a curated record.